Schizosaccharomyces cryophilus OY26 is the source of this 2402-nucleotide messenger RNA. Its product is annotated as Lid2 complex subunit Jmj3. The record is from RefSeq and is a predicted model, not a curated record. Gene Ontology annotation, molecular function: histone H3K36 demethylase activity; histone H3K9 demethylase activity. Lineage: Eukaryota; Fungi; Ascomycota; Schizosaccharomycetes; Schizosaccharomycetales; Schizosaccharomycetaceae. Bases 133 to 2325 code for a protein of 730 amino acids. The transcript has 2 exons. Gene Ontology annotation, cellular component: nucleus. Gene Ontology annotation, biological process: chromatin remodeling.
AGUCGAUUGCGUGGUUUACUGUGUUCCAUGACAUAGUUGGUAGUAAGCAAAGGAAAUUUCAACAAAAGCCACCAUUUAGUGGAUGUAAGAGGAAAAUAGAACUUGCGAUCAGUCGGUUAAUUUCGGAUUGUUAUGCAAGAGAAUGAUAAAAGCAAACCGAUCGAGACAAGUGAUCAAGCUGGAGAACGCGUUUCGUGCAAAUUCGAAUAUGUUGUCGAGGGCGCUGAUGGAAUCCCAAUCGUUAAGCCGACUGCGGAAGAAUUUUCGGAUAUGGGGGCAUUUUUUCAAGAGGUUCGCGAUCUAGGAGAGCGUUAUGGAGCGAUUAAAGUGUUAAAACCAGAAUCCGUUUCAAAACCUUGGGAAGAAUCUUCCGAUGGGAUUUCUACAGAUAAAAAAAUAGACGUUUGGGUUGAAAGAAGCGUUCGUCGAAAAGGAGAGUACUUUGAAAUUGAACUUGUAUCAGAUACAAGCACACAGUCUAAUUCCAAAUCUCCGUCUACUAUUUUAGAGCCACCAAAGAUUGAAAACAACAUAUCUAAGGCUAUUGCUUAUUAUUGGCGAUCUUUAACACACGAUAAUCUAUGGUACGGUUAUUCUCAUCAUAAUGACCCUAUGAUUUUUGGCAUUCCUUCUCGCCGUUCUUUAGAAAGUAGAGUUCAUUUACGGUCGAGUGUUCCUGAAAAUACAUGGCCGACCUCUGGUAGAACUUUUGCUGGGAAAUGGAAAACAACGUUACCUUGGCGGAUUGAAUCAAAAAAAUUAUAUGCCGUUCAUGUUCAUUUAGGUGGUGCGCCUCUUCAGUGGUAUUUGAUUCCAUCUUCUCAAGCCGCAGCGUUUCAGAAACUUGCAGAAAAACUUGCACCUGAUGAGCAUUGGCGAUGUGCGGAUUUUUUAUUGCAUCAAAACAUUCUUUUUCCUCCCUCUACCCUUGCCCAAAGCGGGAUUAAUAUCUCUUCAAUUGUGCUUCGUCCAAAUGAAAUGCUAAUUACUUAUCCUGGCUCUUACCAUAGUGCUUUCUGUCUUGGUGAUACUGCUUUACGGCGAUUUGUGUUCUAUGCUCAUGAUUCUCUUACUUCUUAUGAAGAUAUAUGGUCACUUGGAAUUGUGGAGUCGGCUUUUUCUUCUAAAAGUAACUGGCCACACGUACAUAAACCCAAGAAAGCGUCUUGUCAAGACGUUUCUCACGCUGACCCUCAAGAAACGACUGAAAAAGGCUCGUUACCCUUAUAUAACCCUUUUAAACAAGAUGAUUUACAGUCUAAUAAAACCCCAAAAUGGAAUGGAGUGCGUGAAACUAUUCAUAACGAUAGAAAACUUGAUUCCACAGCAAUUAAUUCCAUCUCGUCCUCGUCUUCGUCCCCGUCCCCCGUUACUGACAAUGACACCAAUUCUACAUCCUUGCCUUUAUUUACCUUAUGGAAUUCUAAGUUCCGUUCCGAGUUUAUUAAAAAAUCUCAGGAGAUGACCAAUUCUAAUGUUGAGUUUUCCCAAUUUGAGUCAGUGUACCUUCAUGCUUCUAAUCAUCCGUUAUUCCCACCCCCGAUCCUAGGGCUUCCAGUACCUGCUCAAUUUGCUCGAGGUGAUGUUUUUUGGGGUCGUAUUCUUGAAGACCGUGCAAGUGAGCGCAUGCUUUUACUCGAGUGUGGUAGCUCUGACACGAUAGAGGUUCCUUAUGAAUGUAUUUUAACUUCAUCCUCUGCCGCUGGCCGGCGGAGUCCGUCUUACUAUAAUCCACCUUUAAAAAUUCCCAAUAUUAUUUAUGAUGAUGGUUUUCCAGUGAAUUGGAAUGAUUUUGAUGAACUCCCUUCUUUAGACCGUUUUGUCCUACCCGAGCUACUCCCUGGAAAUCCAAUACGCUUCAUUCCUUCAACGAAACCUGCCCUAGACCAAUCAACAAAUUCAGAGUCAUCAAAGGUGAACGGUACGAAACUUUCCAACGAGAGUGUUCCUUCCGACAUGGCGACACGUUCACCUUCCAAACCAGAUGGCAUUGUAGACGGAAAUGUUCCUACGUCUGAACCAGCAAUGCAUGAAGGUACUCCUGUUUCUGACGAGAUAGAGCAAAACACUGAAGAUGUGUCAUUAGAAAAUCGCUCAGAACUUCUGGAGGUCACUGAUGAUUUGGAAGAUCGAUUAGAUAGGCUCGAAGACCUUCGAAGGUCUCAUUCGCAGUCUGGAUUAGAACAGGAUACGCAAGACGCUGUUUCCAAUUUAACAAGAAGAGCACCAGAAGACUUUUCUGUUUCCCUUGAAACGUAUGAAUUAUGUGUGAACGAAGAAUUGGAGGCUGUCAAUGACUUUUCUCUUUUCCCUUCAUUGGAAUAAUCCAAUUUAAGGUGCUGACAUCUAUUAUAGAUCUUUUGUACUUUAUACUGUAUAUUAAAAAUUAAGUCGCUCGUUUG